Molecule: messenger RNA, 2889 nt
Organism: Anolis sagrei ordinatus
Lineage: Eukaryota; Metazoa; Chordata; Lepidosauria; Squamata; Anolidae
Gene: DPP9
Product: dipeptidyl peptidase 9
Biological process (GO): proteolysis
Molecular function (GO): dipeptidyl-peptidase activity; serine-type peptidase activity
Source: RefSeq, a predicted model, not a curated record
AAAGCUUAUGUUUCCGGGGGAAAGAGCGUCGUGGGAGCUUCCUGAAGGGAAAUGGAGCGGGAGUGAAGCCGCCGCGGGAUCUCCGGCACCCCCUUCCCUUUCCCCUCCCCAUUUCCCCGCAAAGGAGAACCGGAGCCGGCCGAAAAGUUUCGUGCCCUGUCCCCAAGGCUCGCCAAGCAGUUGAUGCGGAAAAUCAAGAGGGUCCGGCUGGAAAACGAAAGCCCAGGAAGUUGGAGAAGUCCCUUGAGCGGUUCAGGUGCCCAGCCCAGGAUGACGGCAGUGGAAGCACUCCCGGAAGGUGCUGAGGCAGUGGAAAUGGAGGACCCAGCGGCCAGCCGUUUCCAGGUGGAGAAGCAUUCCUGGGAAGGGCUGCGGGACAUCAUCCACGGCAGCCGCAAAUACACCGGGAUGAUAGUCAACAAAGCGCCCCACGACUUCCAGUUCGUCCGGAAGACUGAGGAGACCAGCCCACACUCCCACCGACUCUAUUACCUCGGAAUGCCAUACGGCAGUAGAGAGAACUCCCUCCUCUACUCCGAGAUCCCCAAAAAGGUACGGAAGGAAGCCCUGCUCUUGUUGUCAUGGAAACAGAUGCUGGAUCACUUCCAGGCCACCCCCCACCACGGGAUGUACUCCAGGGAGGAGGAGCUGCUGCGGGAACGGAAGCGGCUGGGCGUCUUUGGCAUCACCUCCUACGACUUUCACAGUGAGAGCGGCCUCUUCCUCUUCCAGGCCAGCAACAGCCUCUUCCACUGCCGGGACGGAGGCAAGAACGGCUUCAUGGUCUCUCCCAUGAAACCGCUGGAGAUCAAGACACAGUGCUCCGGUCCCCGGAUGGAUCCCAAGAUCUGCCCGGCAGAUCCCUCAUUCUUUGCUUUCAUCAAUAACAAUGAUCUUUGGGUGGCAAACAUCGAGACCCGGGAGGAGCGACGAAUGACGUUUUGCCAGAAAGGGUUGUCUAGUGUCCUUGACGACCCCAAAUCAGCUGGUGUGGCCACCUUUGUCAUCCAGGAAGAGUUUGACCGGUUUACAGGGUACUGGUGGUGUCCCACGGCUUCCCAAGAAGGCCCAGAGGGCUGGAAGACGUUACGGAUCCUGUACGAGGAGGUAGACGAGUCGGAGGUAGAAGUGAUCCACGUUCCUUCCCCGGCUUUGGAAGAGCGGAAGACCGAUUCCUAUAGAUAUCCCAGAACAGGUAGCAAGAACCCCAAGAUCUCCCUCAAGAUGGCUGAGUUCCAAGCCGACUGUGAGGGGAAGAUUGUCUGCGCCCAGGACAAGGAGCUGGUACACCCCUUUGAAACCAUGUUCCCAAACGUGGAGUACAUCGCUCGGGCCGGGUGGACACGUGACGGACGAUAUGCUUGGGCCAUGUUCCUGGACAGGCCUCAGCAGCACCUCCAGCUCAUCCUUUUCCCUCCCGCGCUCUUCAUCCCGGUCCCGGAGAGCGAGGAGCAGCGCCGAGAGUUGGCCAAAGCCGUGCCUGAUAGCGUCCACCCCUUCGUCAUCUACGAAGAAGUCACCGAUAUCUGGAUAAACGUCCACGACAUCUUCUACCCUUUUGCCCAGACGGAGGGGGAAGAGGAGGAGGAGCUUCACUUCAUCCGGGCCAACGAGUGCAAGACGGGCUUUUGCCACCUCUACCGGGUCACGGCCCUCCUGCAGCGGGGCAGCUACGACUGGACCCAGUCCUACGUCCCCAGCAAAGGAGACUUCAAAUGCCCUCUCAAGGAGGAAGUUGCUCUCACGAACGGAGAAUGGGAAGUUCUCGCACGACACGGCUAUAAGAUUUGGGUGAACGAAGAAACCAAGCUGGUGUACUUCCAGGGCACGAAGGACACUCCUCUGGAGCAUCAUCUCUACGUGGUCAGCUACGAAUCACCCGGUGAAGUGGUCCGGCUCACCACCUUGGGCUUCUCUCACAGCUGCUCCUUGAGCCAGAACUUUGACAUGUUUAUCAGCCAUUACAGCAGCGUGAGCACCCCUCCCUGUGUCCAUGUUUACAAGCUGAGUGGCUCCGAUGAGGACCCCCUCCACAAGCAGCCCAGGUUUUGGGCUAGCAUGAUGGAAGCCGCCAGCUGCCCUGCCGACUACAUCCCACCGGAGAUCUUUCACUUCCGCACCCAGUCGGAUGUGGAGCUGUAUGGGAUGGUGUACAAACCUCAUGACCUCCAGCCGGGAAGGAAGCACCCCACAGUCCUCUUCGUGUACGGAGGACCUCAGGUCCAGUUAGUGAAUAACUCCUUCAAAGGCAUCAAGUACCUACGGCUCAAUACGCUGGCCUCCCUCGGCUACGCUGUGGUGGUGAUCGACGGCCGGGGCUCCUGCCAACGAGGCCUUAAGUUCGAAGGCGCCCUCAAGAACCAGAUGGGUCAAGUGGAGAUAGAAGACCAGGUGGAAGGUUUACAUUACGUGGCGGAGAAAUACGGGUUUGUGGACCUGGCCCGCGUUGCCAUCCAUGGCUGGUCCUACGGAGGCUUCCUCUCCCUCAUGGGCCUCAUCUGCAAACCUCAUGUCUUCAAGGUGGCCAUUGCCGGGGCCCCCGUCACCGUCUGGAUGGCUUAUGACACGGGAUACACGGAGCGGUACAUGGAUGUCCCCGAGAACAACCAGCAAGGCUACGAAGCGGGGUCGGUGGCACUGCAUGUCGAGAAACUCCCCAACGAGCCCAACCGCUUGCUGAUCCUCCAUGGGUUUCUGGAUGAAAACGUGCACUUUUUCCACACCAAUUUCCUGAUCUCCCAACUCAUCCGGGCUGGGAAGCCCUAUCAGCUACAGAUCUACCCCAACGAGCGACACAGUAUUCGCUGCCCGGAGUCAGGGGAGCACUACGAAAUCACGCUGCUGCACUUUCUUCAAGAAUACCUCUGAGGGGGCAGAGAUACCCCCCCC